Molecule: messenger RNA, 789 nt
Organism: Penicillium antarcticum
Lineage: Eukaryota; Fungi; Ascomycota; Eurotiomycetes; Eurotiales; Aspergillaceae
Exons: 1
Coding region: 1-789 (262 amino acids)
Source: RefSeq, a predicted model, not a curated record
AUGAUGAGCCCACCUAUGGGAAGAGUGUCCUAUCCUGCCGGACAGCCAGUACCUCCACCCCGGAACUAUGAAUGGAGCCACCCGGCUCACCUGCCUCAGGAAUCACUCAGGCGAGACCUCGGAAAAAUGCCUACCUCGGAGAGCCCAGAGUAUGUCAUGGAAAGAAACAGCCGGCGAGCUGCCGAUAAGUCCAGAGGAAGCCCACACUAUUACUCCCAGAGACGGACUUCCAACCGGGAUGAAUUUGAUGGCCCACAUCAGUUCCUGGAGCCCCCCGCCCAGCAGGUCAUCGCAGCCCAGGACAAGGAGCUCCCCGAGCUCCCUACUAAUCUUGAUGCCUCAGAGCAAGACAGCAUUCUCCACAAAGUCAACGACCGUCUAUCCCGAUGCGCCUAUGACUUCAUCGCAAAGUAUCAGUUCCGCGUUCCAAUCGAACAGGACAAAAGACCUGUCAAGGUUCCCUCGGACCGCGAGUGGACCGAGUGGGUGCACCUCUUGAAGCGCCUGGCUACAACACGCCGCAUCCCCGCUCAUCUCUUGUACAACCGCCAAAUCAAGCAGCUCAUCACCGUGCUGGAGAACUCCCUAGAGAUGCGCCACGCUGCCAAGCACCAGUCCAGACCGGUCAAGGAUGACCGCAACGUGCUGCAGCUCAUCUCUGCAGGAAUCCAGGUCGCCAAGAUCCUGAAGGAUUCCAGCGCCAUGCAGUUCCUCGAUUGUCUUUAUGUUGACACCGAGAAGCUGAUUCUGGAUCGACGGGGCCGUCGUGUGAGAUUCGCCAGCACUUGA